AGUAUCGUCGAUGUGGACUUCGACUUCUUCGACAUCUCAACGGUGGACUUCAUUGCGAUAAAACGAAUGCUCACCCAGCUUUUCCAGUCGGAUUCCGAGCUAGUAAAUGUGCAUGAUCUGGCACAUCUCAUAGUAUCACAAGAGCUCCCAGGUACAACUGUCAAAACCGAUGGCAUUGAUGGAGAUCCGUACGCAUUUCUGACUGUUGUGAAUCUGAAUGCGUGCUGGGAUCAUCCCGCGAUAAGCGCUCUAAGCAAUUAUCUGCUAGCGAAAUGUGAAGACGACACUACAUUAUUGCAAAUAUUACGGCCUUCACGCGAUCCUUCAAGCACCUCCCACAUUGGGCUAAUACUAUCUGAGCGUUUGAUAAACAUGCCCAUUCAAGUGGUUCCCCCCUUGUACCGGAUGCUUCGAGAUGAGAUGAAGACUGCCAUUCGUGAGGAUAAGCCUUGUCUUUUCAGCUACUAUGCGAUGGUUUCCAGAACAUACCAUAUGCCGCACGAGGACGGUCAUGUGGACAGUGGAGCGGAAAGUGGCCCCCCAGCGAAACGUCCAAGGGCCACAAGCAACAAACACAAUCCUAGGUUUCAUUCGUAUCACCAUGAAGACGACGUGUGGGAAGAGCUCGGGCAAGGGAGUCACCAUUUCAGAUAUACACACCACAACCCUCAAGAAGUGGAUUCGUUCGGAGCAGAGGUAGGGGGGAAAUUGACGCUGUUGUCAGCGGAGCAUUUCUCUACGCUAGUUGAUGUCAUUCAGCAGCGUUAUUCGUCAACCUGAGUGCUUGCAGGGAAAUGGUCAUUGGCUCAUUCGCCCUGCGUUCCAGACUACAAAUCCUGUAAUUAACAAGGCCACUGCGAGAUCAUCUGCUAUUCUUUGUGCCAUGUUAAUGUAUUGGACCGCGGUGGUUAUUCCGGUGGUAUAGGGUUGGGAUAGCAAUGGCAAAACUGCAGAAAUGAUGCCAGGGACUGUCGUGUCGAUAAGCCCGCACAUCAUGUAAAGUGCAUACCAAACAAUUUCGAGUGCUGCAAAGCUUUGGAAUAGGCCCUGGCCCAAAGUCAGCGCAUCAAAAAGGAGGAAGAAUGAUACUUACUGCAGGUUGAGAGAGAUUUGGUGAAUGGUGCUUCAAUGUGCUCCAAGAGGAAUUACCUGUCUGUUCUGGCCCAUAUCGUGACACGAAGAAUAUCGAUAACAUGAUCACUGAAGCUAGACGGAUGAG
Cantharellus anzutake is the source of this 1219-nucleotide messenger RNA. Its product is annotated as p21-C-terminal region-binding protein-domain-containing protein. Gene Ontology annotation, cellular component: nucleus. The transcript is spliced from 4 exons. Lineage: Eukaryota; Fungi; Basidiomycota; Agaricomycetes; Cantharellales; Hydnaceae. Bases 67 to 780 code for a protein of 237 amino acids. The record is from RefSeq and is a predicted model, not a curated record.